This is a messenger RNA of Peromyscus eremicus (cactus mouse), 3680 nucleotides long. RefSeq names its product zinc finger protein 558 (gene Znf558). The transcript has 7 exons. Lineage: Eukaryota; Metazoa; Chordata; Mammalia; Rodentia; Cricetidae. The record is from RefSeq and is a predicted model, not a curated record. Gene Ontology annotation, molecular function: RNA polymerase II cis-regulatory region sequence-specific DNA binding; DNA-binding transcription repressor activity, RNA polymerase II-specific. Gene Ontology annotation, biological process: negative regulation of transcription by RNA polymerase II. The coding region runs from base 503 to 1726 and encodes 407 amino acids.
AGAUUUGUGUUGAAACCUCAGUGUGAGGUUGAAAACGCCUCAGUGAACACCUGCCUUCAUUAAUCAAUGAAUUUCAUGUAACCAGAUGUAUGUGAUGUGGAAUGUGAAGCAAUGGAGUUCCAGCCGACCCUGCAGUAUGGAACUUCAAUAGGGCUUUUCUUUUGCUUGUAACAGGUUGUAACUCUAAGGAUGCAACCACUUAAGAGUGAGGGUUGUCUGAAGAAGCUGUAUCAGUGUUUGAUGGGUUUAUAUUCAAGGGAUGCAUACUAAGACAACCUGCCAUGCAGGAUAAAGGUCCAGUGUGGGAUGUGCGUGUUGAAAGACGGCUAAGAUGAACAAGUUGAAAAGGGCUCGUCUUCAACCCCCCUGGGAAGGAGAGUGGCUGUGGAGACUGCCUAUCUUCUGUUGAUGCCAGAGUGCUGCCCUUGGUGUCUGUGGGAGGCAGAAGUGUAUCUGACCCGUCUACUGCAUUGUGCUCAGGAACUCUAGUGUUGGAGUCGGGAUGGCAGCAGCUGCCAUUCCUCUGAUACAUGUUCAGUCUUCUCUGUACCCACUCUCUCCCGAGAAAGGACACACAGGGAAAGAAGGGCUGGCCAAUGAGUUCUUGACAAACUUGAUACAGGAGCUGGUGUCCUUCGAAGAUGUGACUGUGCAGUUCACAGAGGAGGAGCGGGCUUUGCUGGAUCCUUUACAAAGAACUCUGUACAGGAAGGUAAUGCUGGAAAACUGGAAGAACCUGGUUUCACUUGGGCAUCACCUUGAUAAACCAAAUCUGAUAUCCCAGUUGGAGCAAGAAGACAAGGCUAUAAUAGAGGAGAGAGGAAGUAUUCCUGGCAUCUGUCCAGAUUUGGAGACUGUACUUAAAGCCAAAUGGCUAACUCCUAAGGAGCAUGUCUUUAGCAAAGAAGAUGCUAAUGGUGGGAAAACAGUCAAAUUGGAGGAAAGAGAUCAUCAUGGAAUGAAAAUCAAUGAAUGCAAUCAAUGUUUUAAAGUCUUCAGCACGAAAUCUAACCUUACUCAGCACAAGAGAAUUCAUACUGGAGAAAAACCCUAUGACUGUAGUCAGUGUGGAAAAUCCUUCCGCAGUAAAUCUUAUCUUACUGUUCACAAAAGAAUCCAUAAUGGGGAGAAACCAUUUGAAUGCAAUCACUGUGGAAAAGCGUUUAGUGAUCCCUCAUCCCUCAGACUUCACGUAAGAAUUCACACUGGGGAAAAGCCCUAUGAAUGUAACCAGUGUUUUCAUGUCUUUCGUACCAGCUGUAACCUCAAAAGCCACAAGAGAAUUCACACAGGGGGUGAGAAUCACCAUGAAUGUACUCAGUGUGGAAAGGCCUUCAGUACAAGAUCCUCUCUCACUGGACAUAAUAGCAUUCAUACUGGAGAAAAACCCUUUGAGUGCCAGGAUUGUGGGAAAACCUUCAGGAAGAGCUCAUAUCUAACCCAGCACUUAAGAACUCACACUGGAGAGAAGCCCUAUGAAUGUAGUGAGUGUGGGAAAUGCUUCAGCAGUAGCUUUUCUCUAACUGUGCACAAGAGAAUACAUACCGGAGAAAAACCAUAUGAAUGCAAUCACUGUGGGAAAGCUUUUAAUAAUCUCUCAGCUGUGAAGAAGCACUUAAUGACUCAUACUGGGCAAAAACCCUAUGGAUGUAACCAUUGUGGAAAAUCUUUCACCAGUAACUCCUACCUCUCUGUGCACAAAAGAGUACAUAACAGGUGGAUAUGAAUUGUGAUGAGAAAUUACUGAGAGAAAGCUUUGUUGAUCUAAGAUAACUCGAGAGAGUUUACAUCAGGUGUACAUGUUAUCUAUUGGUGUAUAAACUCACCCAAAUUUUGUGGCUUUAAACAAAUACCUCACACUUUAUAGGUCAGGAAUAUGAGGACACCUUAGUUGUGUAGUUCUUCCUCAGGACUUCUCAUGAGCUUGCAUUCAAGACAUCAAACAGAGCUGCGUCUUCUAAAGUUGUCAUUGAAGGAACCACUUCUAGGAUGGCUCCCUCUCACAUGCCUAGGAAUUGACUGCUGGUACACUGACUCACCGUGUAGGCCUCUCUGCGUGAUUACAUAUCUUUAUAAUAUGGCAAAAGAACAAUCCCUCCCCCAAGGGAAGGGUGAUUCCUUCCAAGAGAAGCCAAUUAAAAAAUGAAAUAUGACCUGGCCUCCAAAAGGUGUAUUUUCACUUCUUCCCUACUGCAUUCGUCAAACACAGACCGACCUUGACACAGUGUGGGAGAAAACUACAGAUUAUCUGAGGGUCAGGAGACAGCUCUCUGAGAACCAUCUGAGAAACUUGCCAGGAAAGUAAUGAAGUUUUCAAUAGACCUUAAUCCUUUUAAUCAAUGUGAAAUGACAUUUGGUAAAUUGUUAAAUCUUUCUGCAAAGACACCUGUGUGAUAAAGCUUUUUAGUUCACUUAUAAUAUGUCCCCAAGAUUAUGUAUUAGAAAAAAACUGGUAAGUAGAAUGCUGGUCAUGUGGUAAUGGUCUUCAGUGAUGUCAGUCCUUACAGUCUUUCUUGUGGGAAAUCACACCACUGAAAAACAAAAGAAAUUCAGAAAACUGUAUAGCAAAGUGUUCACAUUACUCACCACAGAUAAUGAGGUGCUCUGCUGUGAUAAUGGGAAAUCUUCGACUCUUUUCCUUCCUUAAAGAGGUAUGAAAAUGCUUUCUGAUAAGCCCCCUUGAGUAUCAUAGGCAUUGGCAAGUGUUUGAGGAUUCCUGUGAUGCAGGAAAAAAUUGGCAAUAAUUCUUCUAAGCACAUAAAUUAGAGGGACACCUUAGGAAAGUGAAGUAAUACAUGUCAGGAUGCUCCAGCAUCAGCUGUCUGCUGAGUAACUGUAAUAAUUUAUACAGAAAAUGAAAUGGAUGAGUGUGGGGAUGCCUCUACCAGUAGGUAGUAUCUGUAGGUUCAGUUACCAGUUUAUUAAUUUUCAAUCUUUGUUUUAUAAACAUGUAUGUUUAUAUGUAUAACCCCACCCCAAAAAACAGCCCUUCACUUUUCCAGAAAUUCAGUGUAGUGUAUUUAUAGCUUGUCUUCUGAAGGGCUGGGUGUGGUGGCACACACUAGUAAUCCUAGCGCUCAGGAGGCUGACAAGGUAGAUUGUGAAUUUGAUGCAAGCUAGAACUGGCUAACAUAGUAUUUUUGUCAAGAGUAUAGGACUUUUUGAUAUUGAUCUUUUUUCUUCUUUCUGUCCUGCAAGUACCUAGUGUCCAUUUUGUGCUGCUUAAGGCCAACAAGAUGGCUCACUGGGUGAAGGUGCUUGCCACUAGACCUGAUCACCUGAGUUCAGUCCCCAGAACCCAGACAGUGAAAGUAGACAACAGACUCUGACAUCCACACAUGUCAGCCCAACAACAAAAUCAAUAUUUUUUUAAAUCUGCAAGUGUAUUAAAAUAAUAUGCCAGGAUUUCUUAAAGCCUCAAGACUGGCACCAUGAAAUUUGGAGGCCGAAGGAAAAGCCUGACUUCUCAUUUAUUUUCUAUUCCUCUCAUACUUUCUCUUGGCAAGUGGCUGUAUGAUCUGGAGUGCGAAUUGUUUUCUCUUGUUUUGAUCAUGAUGAUGUAAGCAGUGGAACAGUAACAAUGAUUUAGUUUCCUCAAAAACCUCUGACUGCCGGGCGGUGGUGGCGCACGCCUUUAAUCCUAGCACUUGGGAGGCAGAGCCAGGCAGAUCCCUGUGAGU